UUAUUUCAGUAAUAGUCAAAUAACACAAUGAAACUCAACUCCAUCGCAAUAAACAGCUUCUUGGUAACAAUGGUAGCUUGUUUCCCAGAUGUAAGCGUUAGCUCGAGGUCUCACUGCGUUGGCACCUGUUAUUCUGGAGGACUUUUCCCAGAACCCCAAGACAUCUUCCAUGGAAAACAUCUCAAGGGAUACUCCUACAAGAACAUCACCACUGAUGAUCCAGUCAAGUGCUACUCAUCUUGUGUCCAAGAUUGUCGUUGUAAGGCGUGCCAGAUGAAAGAUGCAAGAUGCGAGUUGCUGGAUGAGGACAAGACUUCCAAAACCUUAACAGAUGCGCCAGGAUACGUACACUUUGAUCUCAAGCAGACAAUGUACCAAGGGAAAUCCCACAUGGUUCCACCAGGUGUUUGCUAUAAUGGCUGCUGUCGAUCUCAGCCUUGCAUGAACGGAGGAAAAUGCAAAGAGCGCUGCGAAUCACCUAAAGAAAAGUUCACCUGUACAUGUCCCUUUAUGUUUUUGGGAAAAGUAUGCGAAAAGACUCCAAAUUCUUGUCUAAGCAUCUUGAAGUCUGCACCGGAUGGUAUCUUCCCAGGAGACGGAGUCUACAYAGUGACUAACAAUAAGUAUGGCACGGUAAGACAAAUCUAUUGUGACUUCGAGRCUCCMAACAUCGCUUGGACCUUGAUAGAAUCUUUUUCCAGAGAUAUGAACUAUAAAUACAAAAUUAAAGCGUUCCAUCAACGUUAUAGUCAAAACAGCGAAAAGUCACCAGASUCACACUGGGGCGACUAUAGGGUAGGACUCCCUUURAUGACKCAAAUCCACGAUGACAACUCAACCAUGUUUCGAGCCACAUGUAACUUUCCCAAUCGUACGAGUAUCYUSACGCCUGACUAUGUUCUUGGGUAUUUAAGUGACUUUGACAUCAUUACAGAGGGAGACUUGCAUAAUGGUGCGUGCAAGAGGUUUUCUUACAUGAAUAUUAGAAACCAGGAAWUUCGCAAUGUCACGGUACCAGUAUGGCACAAGAUGAAUGUUUUUCAUCUUCAUAUUGGAUAUCCCAUGAAUAGUAAACCACCACUUUGCGGCUUUGAACCGUUACAAGAUGCAAUAAGCGGCGAGGCUUGCUUUGGAUAUUAUAAUAAAUACCAUCCAGAUUUCAAAUGCGUUGAGACCGGGAACUCAACUACMCAGUGGUGGUUAGGAGGAAAGAAAUAAAGAUCAUGAAAACCUGUAAAGAUGGACACUGGACCAUCCACUGCAAGGAAGACUAUAGGAUAGCUUAGAGUCCAGAUUUUUUAACUCAUAUUUGAUUUUGUCUCCUUACAAUUGUCCUUAACCUUUCAUAUAAUUUCAAACUAUUGUUUUAGUAAUUAUUUUCUUUACCUUAUGUUUUAUUGCUUUUCUCCUUACAUGUACUUACCAUUGUAACACUAAAUGACAGAGGCUAACUAUAAAACAUAUCAGUUAAUUUAGCUCUCUGGCUGUUUCAUUUUCCACGGUGAACCACAUCAAGAAGAAAAUGCACGAGCUGGUGUAUUCGAACAAAUUGCUUUAUUACAGAUAAAAAAUAAUAAUAUCCAUAAAAAUCUAUAACAUUAUGAUUAGAAAAAACUGAGAAUUUUAAAACUGUUCUCAUCGUA
Exaiptasia diaphana is the source of this 1643-nucleotide messenger RNA. RefSeq lists its product as uncharacterized. The record is from RefSeq and is a predicted model, not a curated record. Gene Ontology annotation, molecular function: oligosaccharide binding. The transcript has 2 exons. NCBI's taxonomy places the organism in Eukaryota, Metazoa, Cnidaria, Anthozoa, Actiniaria, Aiptasiidae. Bases 28 to 1218 code for a protein of 396 amino acids.